This is a messenger RNA of Fonsecaea erecta, 858 nucleotides long. RefSeq lists its product as hypothetical. The record is from RefSeq and is a predicted model, not a curated record. Bases 1 to 858 code for a protein of 285 amino acids. The transcript has 3 exons. NCBI's taxonomy places the organism in Eukaryota, Fungi, Ascomycota, Eurotiomycetes, Chaetothyriales, Herpotrichiellaceae.
AUGUCUCGCGCAACCCCAGACGACCAGCUGAGAUUCCUCUUGAGCUGCGUCAAGCAUGCCACCAAUGGAAGGGUUGACUUUGUGGAAGUUGCCAAAGAAUGUGGUGUAGUCAGCAAAGGAGCGGCAGCCAAACGAUACGAAAGACUCAUGAAGGCGAAUGGCAUCAGUCCCACCACCAGUUCUGUAACAAGCUCAAAUCCCAAGCCCACACAGUCCAAGCAAAAGGCGAAGUAUUCAGAUGAGAAGCCUUCGGCGGGGAAGAAACCAAAGCUCGACAGAAGAAGCCCGGCGUACACAUUGAAGAGAGUCGAAGACAGUCCCAGGUCGACCACAGUGAUCACAGCAAAUCCACGGUGCGAUGGGUUUGAAUCAACGCCAGCAAAGUCAGAAGCAGUCAAUCACUCUGCAAGACAUACUCUUUCAGGUCCAGCUGGCAUGCCACAGCCGACUAUGGGCGCUACCAUGUUUGCUCCCGGCUUUCCAGUGAUUCAAGGCAUCUCAAUGUCGGCACGGCAACGAGCGGCGCUUACUGGGCUGCCCCCAAUUGCGUGUAGUGCUGGCCAUCAACUGGUACCAGAUGUCCCUAUCUAUCCUCAUUUUCCGCCAGCAUUCAGAGAUCCGUGGUCCUUCACAGGUCAGGGAAAUGGAAGUCCUGCCACGGGCUUCGAGGUGUAUAGCAACCGAGACUCUGCCAGCCAUCACAGUCAGGGCAUCCAGCCUCCGUUAUCAGGCGAAGGAAUGUUGAUGAAACUCCCUCCUCAGCCACAGGAGAUUGUGCCGAUUCAGACACCAAAAGAACAUCAAAAAGAAGGAGACGGUGCCUCGAAGUCCAAAGAUCAUGUUGUCAUCGUGGAGUGA